UUAUUUUUCCUUUGUCUCCUCUCUUCCUCUUCUUCUUCUUCUUCUUCAAUUCGAUCUUCUUUCUGCAGUUAAACCGUCCAGUUCCAGGGCACAAAAACCAGAAGAAAAAUUAAACAGUCAGAAACUUAACUUUUGGGUUGGAUGAUCGGAGAGAUGAAGUAUGCGGACGCUUUGUGACGUUUGUGAAAGUGCCGCCGCCAUUCUGUUCUGCGCCGCCGAUGAGGCCGCCCUUUGCCGCGCCUGCGAUGAUAAGGUACAUAUGUGUAAUAAGCUUGCAAGUAGACAUGUAAGAGUUGGGCUAGCCAAUCCGAUUGAUGUUCCUCGCUGCGAUAUUUGUGAAAAUGCACCUGCCUUUUUUUACUGUGAGGUGGAUGGGAGUUCCCUGUGUCUGCAAUGUGACAUGAUUGUGCAUGUUGGGGGCAAAAGAACUCAUAGUAGAUAUCUCCUAAUGAGGCAGAGAGUUGAGUUUCCGGGAGAUAAAGCUGGGCAGACGGAGGAGCCGCCGCGGCCGACCUCAGAUCCCGCCGACAACAAGAGGGGAUAUAACCAACAGAACCACGCAGCCGCCGCCGCCGUUCCGGUUUCAGAUAACACUAAAGAUGCUCAUGCCAAGAGGGAGAAUAAAAUGAUCGAUUUGAAUAUGAAACCAACCAGGAUACAUGGCCAAACUUCUAAUAAUCAGGAAUAGCAGAAUGCAUAAGGCGAUUGAAGCGCAAAGUCAAGCAGAAUACACAUACAGGGGCCGGGGAGGCAUAGCAUUGGUGUCUUCUGGUUCGGUUUCGUUCUAUUUUUCUGGGUAGCUAGUUAGUUAGUAGCAUUAGGGAAUUUUUCUAUAGUAAGAUUAGUAGGAUUUCACUGUUAAUUGCUGUGCUGUGAAGUUUUCCAUUUUUAUAUAUACACAUAUAGAUUUUUAUAUUGGCGCUAUAAUGAAUGUAUGCCAUGCCCAAUUGUACUUUUGUUAAAUCUCUAUUUUCUAGUGGUAAAAAAUUGAAGGAUGUGUAAUAGCCCUGUUUUAA
Ipomoea triloba (trilobed morning glory) is the source of this 1016-nucleotide messenger RNA. Its product is annotated as B-box zinc finger protein 19-like. Lineage: Eukaryota; Viridiplantae; Streptophyta; Magnoliopsida; Solanales; Convolvulaceae. Gene Ontology annotation, biological process: regulation of DNA-templated transcription; photomorphogenesis. The coding region runs from base 161 to 688 and encodes 175 amino acids. The record is from RefSeq and is a predicted model, not a curated record. Gene Ontology annotation, cellular component: nucleus. Gene Ontology annotation, molecular function: zinc ion binding. The transcript has 5 exons.